AAAAAAAUAAACAAGAUGGCUGCUAUAGUAAAUGAGCAUGGUUGCAUCUGUUGGAAACAUCGCUAGUCUUCAUUUAUUACUGAAAUUUUUUAAUUCAAUUGUUUAAAAACAGUUCAUUUCUGAGAUGCUGUCCAGCAUGGAGGUUAAAACAGAUGUGUUAUCUGCAGUUUCAUCUACUGUAGAUAUACAGUCAAAUGAAUUAACAGAGUUUUCAUCUUCUGAAGAUUUGAAACCUGAUCUAUCAACCAUAGUAUUAUCAUCUUCUGAAGACAUAAAAACAGAAUUAACAUUUUUUAAUUUCCAGGAUAUAAAACCUGACAUGACAUUUAAAACCCAUCAAGAUGUUAAACCUGAUGUUACAACAGAAUUUUCUUCUUCUGAAGACGUAAAAGCAGAAUUAUCAACAUUGUUUUAUUUCCAGGAUAUAAAACCUGAUAUGACAUCUAAAAACCCUCAAGAUGUUAAACCUGAUGUUACACCAGAAUUUUCUACUUCUGAUGAAUUAAAACCAGAAUUAUCAUUUUUUAAUUUCCAGGAUAUAAAACCUAACAAGUCAUUUAAUUCUUCUCAAAAUUUUAAUCCUGAUAUUACAUUUUCAAUUGAAAAAAUUAAUAAGAAACCUGCUGCAACAGCAGUAUUUUCAACAUCUAAAAAUAUAAAACCAGAAUUGUCAACUACUGAAAGUUUAAAACAAGAUUUGGCUAAACAAUUUUUAUUUCUUGAGGACAAACAACAAAAUGGACUUGAAGAAAAUCUACAAAUGUCUAUGGACAAAAAUAAGGUUGUUCAUUGUCAUCAAAUAUUUUCUCAAAGUUCUAAUAUUAAUAUGCAUAAAAAUGUUCAUUCUGGAGAUAAGCCAUAUGAAUGUGAUGUUUGUCAUAAAAGGUUUUCUCAAAGUUCUAAUUUAAGAAAACAUAAAAAGAUUCAUUCAGGAGUAAGGCCUUAUGAAUGUGAUGUUUGUCACAAAAGAUUUAGUGAUAAGAAGGGUCUAUUACGACAUAAAAAAGUUCAUUCAGAAGAUAAACCACAUGAAUGUGAUGUUUGUCAUAAAAGGUUUUCUCAAAGUUCUAAUUUAAGAACACAUAUAAAGAUUCAUUCAGGAGAAAGGCGUUUUGAAUGUGAUGUUUGUCACAAAAAAGUUAGUGAUAAGAAGGGUUUAUUACGACAUAAAUUUAUUCAUUCAGGAGAGAAACCACUUGAAUGUGAUGUUUGUCAUAAAAGGUUUUCUCAAAGUUUUUAUUUAAGAAAACAUAAAAAGGUUCAUUCAGGAGAAAGGCCUCAUGAAUGUGAUGUUUGUCAUAAGAACUUUGUGGAUAUGAAGGAUCUAUUACGUCAUAAAAUUGUUCAUUCUGGACAUAAGCAAUAUGAAUGUGAUGUUUGUCAUAAAAGGUUUUCUGAAAAAUCUAAUUUAAAAACACAUAAAAAGGUUCAUUCAGGAGUAAGGCCUCAUGAAUGUGAUGUUUGUCAUAAAAAUUUUGUGGAUAUGCAGGCUCUAAUACGUCAUAAAAUUGUUCAUUCUGAACAUAAGCAAUAUGAAUGUGAUGUUUGUCAUAAAAGGUUUUCUGAAAGUUCUAAUUUAAGAGAACAUAAUAAAGUUCAUUCUGGAGAUAAGCCGCAUGAAUGUGAUGUUUGUCAUAAAAGGUUUUCUCAAAGUUCUAAUUUAAGAACACAUAAAAAGAUUCAUUCAGGAGAAAGGCCUCAUGAAUGUGAUGUUUGUCAUAAGAACUUUGUGCAGAAGAUGGGUCUAUUACGACAUAAAAAAGUUCAUUCAGGAGAUAAGCCGCAUGAAUGUGAUGUUUGACAUAAAAAUGUUAGUGAUAAGAAGGGUCUAUUACAUUAUAAAUUUAUUCAUUCAGGAGAUAAACCACAUGAAUGUGAUGUUUGUCAUAAAAACUUUGUGGAUAUGAAGGAUCUAUAACGUCAUAAAAUUAUUCAUUCAGAAGAUAAGCAAUAUGAAUGUGAUGUUGUCUUAAAAGAUUUUUUCGAAGUUCUGAUUUAAGACAAAAUAAUAAAGUUCAUUUAGAAGAAAGGCCACUAGAAUGUAACAUUUGACAUGCAUGGUUUUCUCAUAUUUCUUGUUAAUCUUCACACAAAAAAAAAAUUAUUAUAGAGAAAAGCCACAUGAACGUGAUAUUAGUCACAACAGGUUUACUCAGAAGAAGAAUUUGUUAUGACAUAUGUGUUUUUACAGGUUAUAAGCCAUAUGUAUGUAUAAAAGAUUUUAUCAAUGUUCUUAUUUAAGUGCACUUGUAAAGUCACUCAAGAGACAAGCCACAUUAAUCUGGUUUUUGUCAUAAAAGAUUUUCUCAAAGUUUUAAAUAGUUUUAGUCUAUAUGCACAUGAGAAAAAUCAAUCAGGAAAAGAAGCCACUUGAUGUUUGUUACUAAAGAUUUUCUCAAAUAUCUAAUUCUAAUACUCAUAAAAAAUCCAUUCUUGAGGUAAGGUAGGAAAUUCAUUAUGACUUAACACCAAUUUGGGGAUGGAGUGGUCUAGCGGUAGAGAGCUGGACUGCUUACCCGUAAGUCUCGAGUUCAUAUCCUGGUUGAAGUAAUUAGACCGUCCUGAGUCCACCCAACUCUGAUGGGUACACAACUCACGUUAGUGAAAGUAAAGGCGGCUGGGCAUAGUGCUGAUCACACUAUCUCUUCAUAUGCCAAGGUCACAGAAACAAGUGAACUCUACUUCACUUGCCCUAUAUACCAUCAGGUUUGGAAAGAAAACUUUUAACACCAAUUUAAUUCAUUUUUUAACAAAAUAAAUUAAUUCUAGAGCAAAUUAUUAUUAAAAUACCCUUUUAUAAUUUUUUCUCAUCACAUAACUUUAUUUAGCGGUUAUCCAAUAGUGGGCCAUAGUUUAUCAAUUUUUAUAUUUGUAUUAUGAAAAGGUUUUUUUGUUGUGGUAAAGUAUACAACAGGGGUCUGCUUGCGUCUAGCCGCAUGCAGCUCUUUUGAUGUCAAGUUGUGUCUCUUGUAUGGAGUUCCAUACACACGUAAUUUCAUUUUCAAGACUCAUAACAAAUAUUAUACUGUAAAAAAAACAACUUUAAAUGGGAUAAAAAUACUCAGAGUACAAUAAGUGUAGGUGUGGUAGAAAAUUUAUGGACAGCUGACAGCCACUUGGGCACCAGACCUAUUUAAAAACAGGUGCAUAAAUGAAACAAGGAAACAUUUUUGUAUUUUUUUAAACUUAAAUCCUCCUCAAAAGGUGAAAUAAUUAUUAAAAUUUAAGGAAACACCUGUUUUUCACAUUACUAGUCGUGGGCAAUUUUCCGUACCUAAAGUGAUAGAUUACCAAAAGUUGCAUAUCCAGAGAACUUGUAAAUUAUUAUUUUUAGUUCAAGGCUACUCUACAUAAUACUUGUAAAGUUUUAUAACUCCGAAGUUUCACUUUUGUAAGACAGACCUUCAUUGGCUGUAUGGAUCUCUGAAAUCGAUCCUCUCAAAAUUACACUUAAUAAAAAUUGUAUUAGUAUUUAAUUUGUACUCAAAACUUAGUCAAUUAUUUAAGUCAAUACAAUUUUUAGGGGCCUAAAUAAUUUUUUUUGACCAUACAACUUAGUUCAGCUAUGUUUGUUGUCAUUUUC
Molecule: messenger RNA, 3583 nt
Organism: Physella acuta
Lineage: Eukaryota; Metazoa; Mollusca; Gastropoda; Physidae
Product: zinc finger protein 436-like
Biological process (GO): regulation of transcription by RNA polymerase II
Cellular component (GO): nucleus
Molecular function (GO): DNA-binding transcription factor activity, RNA polymerase II-specific
Source: RefSeq, a predicted model, not a curated record